Messenger RNA from Adineta steineri, 1668 nucleotides. The record is from the annotation of a GenBank genome assembly. Lineage: Eukaryota; Metazoa; Rotifera; Eurotatoria; Adinetida; Adinetidae.
AUGGCGUCUGGUGACAAUCCUCGUAGACCAUUAACAUCUGGUGCUUCACCAAUUGUUAAAUAUUCAGAAAUGCGUAGUCAAUCGGAUACACCUUCAACAACUAUAUCUAUGACAACAUUACCAAAUUCUUCAUCAGCAGCAGCAUCAUCUUCAAAUGUCAGUUCAACUAAUGAAAGUCGAUUAAAAAAACAGAAUAGUAUACCAGUGAAUAAUAGUGAACUUCGUCGAAUGCCAACUCAACAACGACGCUUUGUUAAAAAAGCUCUCAUGAGUAAUGUAGGUUAUCGUUUAGGUAGACGAAAAGAAUUACAUAUACAACGUCGACUUAUUAAUGAUGCGAUGUGUUUUCUUGGUUUGUUAGGCAUUAUUUUAAUGAUAAUUGAAAAUGAAUUAACAUUUAAUCGUGUUGAUCAUAAAGAUACAACAUUUAGUUUAUUUAUAAAAGCAACAAUUACAUUUACAACAAUUGUUCUUGUUGGUCUUGUCUUUUAUUAUCAUCGUAUUGAUUUAAGUCUUUAUUGUGUUGAUAAUUCCAUUGAUGAUUGGCGUAUUGCAUUAACACGUACAAAAUUAUUUUCAAUUCUAUUCGAAGCAUUCGUUUGUAGUAUACAUCCAAUACCAGGACAUUUUUUGGUUGAAUGGAGUUCACAAUAUGUUAAAAAAGUUGGAACAAAUUUAAAUUUUAUUAAUCCAUAUCGUUCAACACAAAAUACAUUAGGUAUAUCAAAUUUAACAACAACAAUGCCAACAACAACAAUAUUACCAACUACACAAAUAACAUCAACAGAUGAUCAGGAAAUUCCACAAGCAUUUGUACCAAUUGAUGUUAUGCUUAGUUUACCAAUGUUUUUUCGAUUAUAUCUGAUUUGUCGUUUUAUAAUGCUUCAUUCACAUUUGGUUCGUGAUGCAUCAUCUCAAUCACUUGGUUAUCUUAAUCGAGUUUCAUUCAAUUUUCGUUUUGUCAUUAAAUCAUAUAUUCAACAACGACCAGCACUUUGUUUAACAACAUUCUGCAUUACAACGUUCUUUAUUGCAAGUUGGUCAAUGCGUGCAUGUGAUUUUAAUGUUAAAACAGGACAUAUGGCAAUGCUUGAUGCGACAUGGUUAUUUAUUAUUUCAUUUACAACUAUUGGUUAUGGAGACAUAGUACCAUCAACAUAUUGUGGACGCGGUAUUGCUGCUAUAACAGGUAUCAUUGGUGUUUUUUCAACUGCUUUACUUGUUGCUGUCAUAUCUCAAAAACUUGAAUUAACAAGAUCAGAAAAAUAUGUGCAUAAUUUUGUAGCUAGUAUUCAAUUAGCUAAAGCACAUAAAGAUCAAGCUGCCAAUGUUGUUAAAUAUGGUUGGAAAGUUUGGUUUUUAAAACGAAAAGGUAAACAUAUGUUUAUACAUUAUAUUCAAGCACAACGUAAAUUAUUAACAUCAAUACAUUUUGUUCGAAAAAUUAAACAACAACAACGUAAAUUAAAUGAUAAUUAUGUUAGUUUAUUAGAAUUAUUUAAUGUACAACGUACUACAAGUAUUGCAGCGGAUGAAACAUCACAACGAGUUGUAAUAAUGGAACGAAAAGUUGAUAAAAUGGAAGAUAGAUUGAUUGAAAUCAGUCAAGGAAUGACGAAUUUACAAGAUAAAUUAAAUAUUUUAUUGGAUAGAAUAACACAAAGAUAA